Messenger RNA from Anopheles bellator, 2777 nucleotides. RefSeq names its product gamma-tubulin complex component 3 (gene Grip91). Gene Ontology annotation, biological process: mitotic cell cycle; microtubule nucleation; spindle assembly. NCBI's taxonomy places the organism in Eukaryota, Metazoa, Arthropoda, Insecta, Diptera, Culicidae. The record is from RefSeq and is a predicted model, not a curated record. Gene Ontology annotation, molecular function: microtubule minus-end binding; gamma-tubulin binding. Gene Ontology annotation, cellular component: equatorial microtubule organizing center; centrosome; spindle pole.
GGUUUUGGUGCGGUGAAAAUGUACGACUUCUAGAUCAAACACGCAAUCAAAUGACGAUGAUGAAUCGGAACAACCAGCCAAACUUUCCCGUUAUCUACGAGUUGCUAAAGCAACUCUGCCGGAAUCUCGCGGGCGAACGAGCAGAUGAUGUCCUGAAAGGUGUCACGCAGCUCAUUGCCAACAGGCCAAACUCGAUCGCCUACUACGGCAGCUCGGCGUCCACCGCCAGUGAAUCGUCAAUCGUAACACGCAUCAAUCGGCGGCUAUCUUCUCGCAGCCAGGCAAGCGUGAACGUGUUUAACGGGUUCUACGAGGAGCUGGUUUCCAUUACCGAAAGUAAACAGAGAGUGCCAAUUCUAGAGUUUCUACUUAACCUUGCCGAUGCGGAUAGAAAUUUGGCUGGUGCCAGCGGAUUGCAGAUAGAUUUGCGUAACGAUGCCGCAAGUUCCGUCGGAGGUCCACUGUUGGAGAGUGCCCUGAGCAAGAUAAGCCUUGAUUCGGGCCUCUCUGGAAGCUGCAGCAGCCAGCGUUCCCCGAUGCUCUCCGUGGUCGGCAGUAGUGGUGCCCUUGUUAGUGGUGCUGUUGCCGGCAAUGAACUUGAAGACAGCAUUAUCCAGGACAUUAUAUACGCGUGCACCGGAAUCGAAGGAAAGUACCUACGAAAGAACGUAGUGACGGGCGAAUUUAAGCUCGAUCACGUCAGCGGCCGGCAUCUCGAUACAUGCAACGCAGGAAUGUUGCUGCGGUUGGCCGAAGUAGGGUUCUUCUACAGCAACGUGGUCAAAUUCACCGACCCCAAGAGUGAUUCGUAUCUGAUGGGUAGCUUUGGCCAGGGCUACAUUACUGCACUACGCAAAGAGCUGACCAACUAUUACGGGCUGAUUGCGAACCUGCAGGAGGCGCUUGACCGACAGCGGCAACCCGGUUCGGACACCACCGACCGCAUGACGCUCGUGCGGACGAUGGUAUGGUUAGUGGAGCCUAUGGAGCGUCUCCAGUGGCUGUCGGUUAUUUCCGAUGCGUGUCGCGAAGUGAAGGGUGGCGCACUGGCUUCAGCUGUUCACAAGUUUAUCUGGCACGGGGAUCCGAUGGUGCGCAUCAUAUCGCGUGAACUUCUUCAAUCGGCUUGCAUUCCUCUGCAGCAGAUGCUUACCCAGUGGCUCACGGAUGGCAAGAUUGUUGAUCCAAACUGUGAGUUUUUUAUCGAAAAACUGAUGGAGGUCGGCUACAAUCGUUUGUGGCACGACGAAUUCCGGCUACGCAUCUCCAUGGUACCCUCGUUCAUCUCCGAUGCACUCGCGCGCCAAAUACUGGUGAUCGGCAAGAGCAUAAACUUUUUGCGUGAAAUCUGCAAAGACCGGGCACCGGUGCGCGAGCGGAAUGAUCUGAGUAAGUGUCUCAGUGAGCGGCUCGAGUAUCUGUACAGUCCCCACAGCAACACCGAAUUGCACGUGCUGAUCGAUAAUGUGUAUCUGAAAACGUCCAAGCGCGUGCUGGACAUUGUGCUUGGGCCACACCGCCUGUUCGACCAUCUACAGGCGAUGCGUGACUAUCUGCUACUGGGACAGGGCCACUUUGCGGACAUGCUGAUGGAGUAUCUGAAGGAGGAGUUGGACCGACCGGCGAAGGAUAUCGGACAGCAGGAGCUCUUUCUCACGGUGGCCGAGGCGGUGCGAAAGUCUUCAUGUGAGGUGGAAGAUCCCGAAGUGUUGAACUAUCUGGAUGUGCACUUUCUCAGCCCGUGCGAGGGCGAUACCGGCUGGGAUGUGUUCUGCUUAACGUACAAGGUGCAGGGUCCGCUGGGCACCAUCUUCCAGCCGGUGCAGUGCACCUACCGAGCCCUGUUUAAGCAGCUGUGGAACAUGAAGCGCUUUGAGUACAUCCUCGCCAGUAUCUGGCGCAACCACAUGCUGGGCACGCGGUGCUACAAACCGAUUGCCGCCGACAUUGGCGACGUGAUGAAACACCUGCAGACGUACUGCUCGAAGAUGAUCAACCUUAUCUCGCAGAUGCAAUACUACAUCCUGUUCGAAGUGAUCGAGUGCUCGUGGGUUCAGUUUAGUGCGCGAGUGCAACAAGCAAAAGCGCUCGAUGACGUACUAGAGGCGCACGACAAGUUUCUCCAGCGCAUCCGCACCGGCAUCUUCCUCGAUCAGUCGACCCACAUGUUCACGAGCUCGCUGGAGCAAAUUUUCAACUCGGUGCGCAAGCUGGACGAGUGGCAGAUGAAGUUCUACGACCUGUGCAAUCGCGAACUGGAUUCGCGCAAAGCGUUCGAUGAUCGCAUUCGUGAGAGCGAAGCAGCCGGCACAUACGGGGUUACGGCCGAGCAGACACUCGAGCGGGAUGAAGAGCUGCAACAGUUUGAACAUCGGCUGAGUACGUGCCAAAAGGCGAUUAACAUGAUUGGCGUUGGGUACGAGGACUCGGUUCACCAGUUCCUCUACCAGCUGGCCAUUUCACCGACGGAAUCUCUGCCCCAGCUUUGCAUGCGGCUGGAUUACAACGAGUACUACAAGCACCGCGACGCACGCCUCAGCUCGACCCUAACUUUUCAGCAUAUGCGCAAAAGUAUGGCCGGUAACUUUGGGCGCAAAUGAUCGUGCGCCAAGGUGGGACAGAAAGUGAAGGAUGUAACAGCGCCAGGGAACGACGCUUCCGCGGAAACUCACCCGAUCCAGGGGCAAUUGAUGCCGGCCAACCGCAAAAAUGUUGUCACUACGUUAGUCGAACAUUACAAGCAAGGGUAUUUCAACUGCUGCGAUGUUAUGUAGAGG